Messenger RNA from Sycon ciliatum, 4497 nucleotides. RefSeq lists its product as uncharacterized. The coding region runs from base 110 to 3715 and encodes 1201 amino acids. The transcript is spliced from 2 exons. The record is from RefSeq and is a predicted model, not a curated record. NCBI's taxonomy places the organism in Eukaryota, Metazoa, Porifera, Calcarea, Leucosolenida, Sycettidae.
AUGUAGAUAUGUUGAUCUGUUGUUAGCUGGCUUUGCCAAGAGUGCGUUUCAUAUAAGGAGUAGUUUCUGUGACAGAGCUGGAAAAGGUUCAUGACCAAAGUGCGCCAAUAUGCGUGACAGCCUGGUGGAUGGGACGGGAGCAGCAGUAGCAAAGCGACGGCACACUGCAGUCGGGAGUAGAGCGCCGGUGCAUGCGAGAGCAGGUAGACAACCAUGCUUGCAUCAUCGCAACGUUUCUACGUCGGCGGACUGGCCAGUAUGUCUCAGCAUCAUCUUCUUCAGCGUAGCGUCAGUAGUGGCAAGCAUUGCUCCUGCUCCGCUUCCAGCUGCUGUUGCCGGGGAAAGCAACGGUGCACUUGGGCAUGGCAACCAGGAUCAAGGCCGAUAUGCUAGGGACAGCAGUCCAAAGGACGACAUAGAUCUCACCUCCAGUGCACAAAUCCUCCGUAACAUCUUCUCAGGUAGUCCAUAUCAAAACGCAAGUGAGCUGUCACCAGGUAUGGCCGUGCAAUGCACCGCACAGCUAAGUUGCCAAACACUGAAGUUGCCCACGUUGACAACCAUCACGCAACACCUACCGUUCAAGACGAUAGACGUCUGUUACGCAUUGUCAUGCAUGUACUGUGGAAUACAUGGCACCAUAAGCUGGCUAUUCUCACCUAGUUGCAGAACAGUGAGAGAGAUUUUCAGGGAGUUCUGUUCAGAGAAACAUGUCAUCGGAGACUAUUCAGCAGGCGGAAUCAAGCCAUAUGAAAUAGUGCACCGAAUGGACAGUCAAUUAUCCAGUCUCAUCGAGCAAGUCAAAUGGGAUGAAAUGCGGCUCAGAGUUUGCAAUCAGACAUACGUCGACAAUCUCCACAUCCAAACCCAGCUAAGCGGCAACGUGGAGGUGAGCAGCAUUCUGACUUUCUUAAAACUGCUACAAACAACCAUUCAAACUCUUCUAAAACAGCAGGAGGUGACAAGCAGCCUGUGGAAGCUGGCAACAAAGCUGGACGCUACGCUAGCCGCAGAGCGCAGUCUGGAAAUUGGCGAGUUCCCGUCCGUGUAUGAGCCACUGGCAGCCAUGAUGUGCCAGGCCGUGGUGCCCAUGAGCUCUCGACAAGUCUUGGCCAGCUGGGAACGUCCGUGCUAUGACUUGCUACUCCUGCUAUCACAACGAUACAUCAUGCCAAACACUACACGCGAGUGGCUGAGUACACUGGUCGAAGAUUCGUGCAAGGCGUUCUUUGGCGCUGGCGAGAAGCCAGUGCUCGUCACAGAUUAUGCUGAAAAGAUAACUUACAAAAUCCAAAAAAAGUGUCCAAAAGGUUUGAAAAAGUCAGGAACCAAGUAUAUCCCGUUCCCCACUGCUCCAACACAGCAUCCCCCCAGAAUAGCUGGCCCCGCCAAUACCACGCAGAGCAACGUAAACAACAAACUACCCAUGUUGUCCACAGAGGCCUAUCGGGCAGCGUUGCAGGGAGCCACAUCACUGUUGCGCAGGGUGUAUGCACCGCUUGAAAGCACCAGCACCGGCUUGUCAACACAACAGGUCCAGCUAUGCACGGCUGGCUUCGUUUGUACGGCGCACAUCUUCCGCCGGAGGCUGGAAAGAGUGGCGGAAAUGACUCACUACAAGAUGCUGAGGAUCUGCAGUGAGCUGGUGUGCGUGCGCUGUACCCUGGCAACUCUGAGCUCUAACCAUGAAUUGAACCAGUGUAUUACCCUGAACAACAUCAAACACAUGAUGUGCAGGUUUCCUCAUGAGCCUUCGUGGAUCAACGGUCAAAGCCUGGACAUGGUCUCACCUGCAGGCCUAGUAGGAUUGAAAGAGAAGCUGGACGGUUUCAUUGCCUCGUUGCAGAGUAGAAGCGUGACCGGUACUCACCUCUCAAAGUUCUCGCACUGUGUCGUGCAUGCAAACGGCACAAACACCAUAGCCAGCACCAUCGACUACUUGACCAUAUUCAGUACCUUCACGGCAGACCUACUUGCGGCACAUCAGUUUCUCAGCAUGCUGCAUCAGCAAGUAGUGGAGCUGGACGCAGUCAUAAGCAACACAAUGGGCAUAGCCAGGAGUGAGAGAGCUUCACUGUACGUGCCACUGGCAGGUAUCGUAUGUCAGGCAGCCAGACAGGACCUGAGCCACCGAUCAAGCACUAGCAAAUGGCAAGUGCCGUGCCACGAGCUGCUGGAGCUACUCAAGCUGAAAGCCAUCGUGAACGCAAGCAACAGCUUCAUCUACGACUGGCUCAAGGGCAUUGCUGACAGGACGUGUAGUGACCUGAACAUUCAGUCGGAUUCAAACCCAGCACAGUUUAACUAUGUUCUGCAGCUAGAUCAGCAGCAGUUCAACACGAUCAAGGGCACUUGUCAAUCUAGUGGCCAUCACACCAUCAACACACUGCCGGCAAACGAGUACAAGAGACUGUUUUGUGUCCACAACAGGUGUCCAUGUCACACAGCUAACAGCACAAUCGUCCCUUUCCUCGAUCGAUCACUCACAUUUGUCACCUACAUCCAGAAAGACCUCUGCUCGGCAGUCCCAGACUGUCCUGUGGACACCGGGCAGCCUGGGAAUAUGGUCUAUGGCAGGGGCUACAGCAACAAGCAGUGGAACUGUCAACUUGACUGUCACUACAACCCGCAGUGGUGCAGCAGUGCAGUAACCAAAACAAUGAUUGCAGGCAAAGCCAUGGCGCAGGUGGCCAGUGUACUAGUUGUGUUAUUCACAGUUAUUAUGACGUUCCAACGCUACUGGCAAGACAAACAAAUCACAAGCAUCCGCCUCAUCGCCAUCACCAACACCAUCGUAGGUCUGCAAAGCAUUCUCGGUUUGAUCAGUCUGGCAGCUGGGACGAUUGGCUGCCGGGACGACCAUACCAAUGCUAGAGGCUUCCUUGAUUUCAGAGGCAUGUGCGGCUUUACUGCAGUGGUUGAUCUGCUGUCGAUGAGUGCACUACUGGGUGCUCUGCCUGGUAUAUGUGAGGUACUAUGGGUACAUGCUGCCUACCUGACACACAGCCGCAACAAGACGCACUGCGCCGAGAUGAAGCUGGUGACAAUCCGCCACCCGCUGCUCACCUAUCUAGUGUUCGUGGCAGUGUUUGUCACGCCGGCAAUAGCAGCACUGGUGGUUAUGGCCCAGGGGUUGCGUGGACACGGCGACUUGUCAACGUGUCUGGGAAUAAGCUAUUCGUCAAGCAACGGCAUUACGUUCAUGGCGGUCAUAUUCGUGACAUCAUUCUUAGUGGCAACAGCCGGUCUGCAACGGACGCUGCGCCUGCUCAGCUGCAAGAAGGGACAGUACAGUGGCUUUGAUAAAGCCACGCGUAAACUCUUUCUACCCAUCACCUAUGUCUUCCUGCUGAUGCUUCUACUCAUCUUCCAGCUGGGAAGAAUCUAUGCAUACCAACGCUACGCGGACAUGAGAGAUACCGGUAAACACAUCGACAAGGUCAAUAGCUAUGUGCAGUGUCACGCAACACACUGUGACACAUCGCAGUGUCUGUCUGCACCGGCACUUCAGGUCCGGUGCUGGGCAAAGGGAGUUGCAAUGGAGAUGGGCGAGACCGUGAUCGGCAUUAUCAUGAUGCUAGUGCCCUACCUGCAGACUAUCACACACAACUACCGGCAGCUGUGCGCCAAGAGACACGGACUAAUAGUGGGAAAGCAGAGGGAACAGCCUGUCGAGCAGGGAGUACUGCACUUUGACAUCACAGACUUCCAGUGAGUGCAAACCUGUUGUGGUACAGCUAUGAACAGGCGGCCACAGGUAAUGAGAAUGACAAGCAGUCUUUUCAGGCAUCACAUCAACAUCAGUGUUGAUAUGCAUGUACCAGUAUAACUUAACAAUGGCAAUAGUUGCAAGGAGAUAGCAUACCAGGGCCGCGCAUACAAGUCAUACAGUCAUGUUCUGCUCUCCUUACCAGCGGUGACGUGCUGUGGUUCUUGAGCAGACCCCGCACUAGACCUUCCUUGUUGCAGUGCUGGAAGGUGCUGAGCGACUGCGAGAUACGCAGUCUGUCCAGCUCCGCCACACACACCAGUGAGUAUAGAUACGCCCUGUGUACCACAGCAUGGAGAGCAAGCAUGAGUGGAUAUUCGAUAGGCAAGUGAGAUGAGAAGAGAGCUGGCGACAAGCUAGGCUCUGUUCUGUUUUCUGAGACAUUUGCGUUCAGUGUAUGCAGACAUUGGCAAUACUAUUGCUUGGAGAUUUCAACAACCUUGGGAAAUCAUGGUUCUUGAAGUUGAUGUUGGCAGUUCAUAUUGGAUCACGUGCCCUAAGUUUCAUGCACAGAGGUGGACUUGUACGACUCUAGAAUUGAUUGACUGACAGCCAAGGCUUAGUUCUCUGAUUGUUUUGGCUAUUUCUUGGUGUUCUUUUGCAUCAGUUUCAUUUCUUUCCAUGUGUAGUGAUCAUUCUAGCACCAAUCCAAUCAAAAGAACUAUCUAAAACUAGUGGAAGAUAUCAGACACCGGACUUAUGAGAGAGACUAACAAACUACAAUGUUA